This is a messenger RNA of Erythranthe guttata (spotted monkey flower), 1053 nucleotides long. RefSeq names its product putative plastid-lipid-associated protein 4, chloroplastic. NCBI's taxonomy places the organism in Eukaryota, Viridiplantae, Streptophyta, Magnoliopsida, Lamiales, Phrymaceae. The record is from RefSeq and is a predicted model, not a curated record.
AUUGAGAACCACCACAAACCACCGCUCCCAUGGCCUUAUCCACACUCUCUCCGCCAUCACUACCGUCUUUCACCACUCAAUCCGCCGCCGCCUCCUCCUUACUCCCCAAGCUCCACAACCCCACCGCCGCCGCCGCCGCCCCUUCACGGGCGGACUCCCGUAGCAACUGUACUCUAUCAAUUACCAACACCAAUUAUCACGCGCCUGCAAUUAAUAAUGUGGAGAAAUGGCGAACGCGCGUCUCAUUCUUCACUGAUUUUCUGAACAAAAACAAGAGCAAGAGCGCAGACGCCAUUAAAGAAGAGCUCCUCGAAGCCAUUGCCCCCCUUGAUCGUGGCGCCGAGGCCACCCCUGAAGACCAGCAAACAAUUGAUCAGAUAGCUCGAAAGCUAGAAGCGAUUAAUCCGACGAAAGAGCCGUUGAAGUCUAGUUUGCUGAGUGGGAAGUGGGAGCUCAUCUACACAACUUCACAAUCGAUUUUGCAGAUCAAGAGGCCCAAGUUCUUAAGAUCAAGAACAAACUAUCAAGCAAUUAAUGCUGAUACCCUUCGAGCUCAAAAUAUGGAAUCGGGUCCGUUCUUCAAUCAGGUCACUGCAGAUUUAACGCCUCUAAACACGAAAAAGGUGGCUGUAAAAUUCGACUAUUUCAAGCUUGGCGGUGUGAUACCUGUAAAAGCUCCCGACACAGCUCGAGGUGAACUGGAAAUUACCUACCUGGAUGAAGAGUUAAGAGUAUCGAGAGGCGAUAAAGGCAAUCUCUUCAUUUUGAAAAUGAUUGAUCCCUCCUAUCGAAUCCCCGCUUGAUGUUCAGAUAUAUACAGAAGAAAAACAGAGAUAUUUUUUUUCACAUAAUAUUUGUUUUAUAAGUUUCAAAGUACACAAGAACCAAGUGAUAUAUCUUAUAGGGGAAAUUUGAGAGCAAGUCUCUGAAAUUCGGUAUUAUUUGCCGUAGAAACAACAUAUUUUCUGGUUUCGAUUUCUACGCGCGUUUUUUUUUUGUAAUACAAAUAUUUGUACCUCGUAAUUUUGUUAAUUAAAAGUUCAACUUCUCAGA